AUGGAUGACGCCGUUCGACCGAGCGAACAAGCUGCUCGAAAUAUUUACGCCCAAGGGUACCAAACAUGGUCCACGCUCCACGAUGCUGCUUUCAAACAAGCAUUCUCUUCUGAAUAUUACCUUCGAAGACUAUACACCGCCUUUCCGAAUCAUCCAAUAUUUCCACCCGACCUUGCCGUCGAUAAGUCCAUCACAAAUGUUGCUCUUGUUAAUGGGACGACUAGAUGGCUUCCAGCAGAAGAGGAUCAUCUACCAUCUUUCGAAACGGAAGCCAUCUUUCACGUUGCUUGGGCCAAACCUACCAAGAUUAUCUGGACUACGGAUACACAAUAUUCCUCGACAACCCUCACCGAAUUCUUUGGACCAAACAGUCGCCAUAUUCCAAUUCUCAUUCAGGCUUGGGCAUAUAUCCUGUCCGCAAGGUGGGCCGAACUGAUCCCAGGUGCACAAAUAUGCCACCAGGACACACCAAAGUCCAAAGAAGGCCUCAACAAGUUACCGCAACUGAGUGUUGGAGAUCCCAUCACAAUCAACAUUGGUACUGUCAGCAAAAGCGCUGCGGAUUGGUGGACCGCCAUCUUGUCAGUUGACGGCUGCUGGGAUGCCACGAUUCGUAACGCGAAAGGCAAUAUUCUACUAUCACCUUAG
Fusarium sp. VM40 is the source of this 648-nucleotide messenger RNA. NCBI's taxonomy places the organism in Eukaryota, Fungi, Ascomycota, Sordariomycetes, Hypocreales, Nectriaceae. The record is from the annotation of a GenBank genome assembly.